AUGGCGGUCAGAAUCAACCGGCCGGACCUGCAGUCGUUGACGGACGUCGUUAACGCUGACGGCCACGCGUGGCUGAAAUACGGCGAGAAGCGCAUCAGCAAGAACACGGUCAUGAGGUCUUAUUACAAGUGUACGUGGUCGCGAGCUCGCAACCCGUGUCGCGCCACCAAGACUGUUGAUUUCGACCCCAGGCGCCCGCGACUCACUGUGGUUCGCGCGCGCUUCGCGCACAACCACGAGGCCGGCGCCUCCUGCCCUCGCCCCGCCGCCGCCCGUCGGGUCCCCCCGCCGCUGCACAUCUCCCGCGCCUCCCCUUCCGCCCUCCGCGCCAGAUUCUCUGCCAACGCAGCGAGGGAAACUCGCGGCGCUGCCGCUGGCGAAAACUGUUCGCCGGUUUCGCAGCAGUUCGCCAGCACUGGCAAUCAGCCGGCGACCCGAAGUUUGUGGUCGCCCAUGUCGAUUGACGAUUCGCCCAUUGGGCCGUUGGACGCGGCGCUAAACGCGGCGAUGUCGCUCCGCAGCAGCCCCGCGUGCAGCCCCCUCGCGAGCCCUCUCAGCGUGGGCGCACCCUGCGACGCAUGCGACAGGCCGAGGGACAGAGCGAGCGACAGGGCGAGCGACAGGGCGAGCGACAGGACGGCUGGUGACGUGGUGAUGGGUCUUGGCGAGAGUGCAGUACUGAGGGAGCAUGCGGGAGAGGAGAGUCGGCACGUGACAGACAUAGCGGUGAUAGGAGGGGCGCCGGCACGCAGUCACUCCACUCGCAACACGGGUGCUGGCGCUGCUGUGCGUGGCGCCAGCGCUGCUGUCUACCUCCCUGUUCACGUCGCGACUCAUGCUGCUGCGCGCAUCACAGCGGACGUCACGGCGAACGUCACGGCAAGUGCAGAUCCGUGGGGUGACAGCAACAGGGUGGCAGUGAGCGGGCGUGUAUCGGAGCUGCAUACAACGAGGGUGGGCACUCUGGUUUGCGCAAACGGCUCGGCGUGGGCCGACCAUGGGGGAGGAGAGCAGCGGGUUGCGGUACACGUGUGGAAGGGAGACCCUGCCGUGGGCUCGCAGGAGUAUGCGUUCGGUGCUUCCUCUGUUGCUGCUGCCGCCACGCCUGCCCGUCCAACCCAUGCCUCUGAUCCUGCUGAUCUAGCCCGCGCCCCUGUAUGCGACCAUGCCCGCUGCAGUGCAUGUGCGGAAGGGGGCUUUCAAACGAGCCAGUGCCGCUGCAACCAGGAGGAGGGGGAGGAGCAGCCAUCAUUGGAGCUCUCACUCAGCGCCCCUGGAACGUGUCGGGGUCGAGAGGCCGUGGAGCGUGCUGCCUGGGAGAGAGACGUCAAGGCAUGGGGAAGAGCGGCCCCUGUGCCUGUCACUCAAGGACAAGUGCCCCGUGCGCAGCCAUUGCCUGCACCAGCAGCAGCAGCAGCACCACAACCACCAGCGGCACCACAACGACCACCAGCGGCAGCAACAGCGCUUCCACCAGCAGCAGCAGAAGCAGAAGCCGCAUUCUUGCCGGGGCCCGUGUUUGCGAGCACACAGAGCUGUCUUGCCUCACAGGCUUUCCCCAGCCUUGUGGCAAGCCCACCUGACCUCUGCAUGCCCCCCCUGACUGCUGCCGCUGGUGGUGAUCUUCUGGAGAGACGGGAGUGCCUUGAUGUGCCGCUGCUGCUGUCGCAGCUGUAUCAGCCGUGUCAGCCGUCUCAGCUGUGUGGUGCUGGCAGCUUUGCUGCUCCAAGCCGCUGCUACCCACACACAGCCUCCCUGGUGAUCGCUGCUGCCACCAAUACCUGUUUCCAGGAUGGGUCUUUCCGCCCGUUCCUCCUCCCGUUUGCGCUCGGCGCGCUGAUGGGCUCGCUGCUUGUCGCCGUCUCGCUUCUCUCCGCCAAUCCCCCCCGCGCUGGCCCCUCCGCGGCUGGCGCGGGGACGUUGGGGGGAGCGGGCGCAAGGGGGAAUGCAGCAAGUGGCGCAAGCGACAUGGAGCGCGGGGAAGGGGAGUUGUUUUCGCGCGGUGGUGUAACGAGCGGUGUGGUAACCAGCAAUGUGGUAACCAUAUCAUCGUCAGGAGGGGCUCUGGAUGCCGUUGAUUCUUUGCCGGGCCUGUCGGAGGGGUUCGGCUUAACUCUGACGGACCUGGAGCAGAGCGACCCCACGCGCCUGGCGCUCCAGCUCAGCAACCGCCAGCUGGCGGCGCUGAUGGCUGACGUGGCGCAAUGGGGGGCGAGGAGCGGCGCCAGCAUGGACGGCGUGCUGGGGGCGGCCAGGGAGCACCCCACUGCGUCCGCCCUCUGUGCUGCUCUCACCACUCUUCUGCCCAUCGAACCCGCUUCCGUUUCCUCCCUCACUGCUGCUGCUGCUGCUUCUUCUGGAAAUUUAGGAGGGGGAGUGGGAGGUGGAGGGGGAGGGAGUGGGAAGGCAGGAAGGGAAGGGGGUGUGUGGAGGGGAGGGGGGGAGGGCAUGGGGAGGUGCAUGGCGCUCAUGUGUCAAGUGGAGCGGCAGCAGAUGAUGUAUGCUCGAGGUGAUAAGACGACUCACACAUCAUCUGCUCUGCUCCCUUUUGAGUCGACUCAAAAGUCAACUCUGUUUACUCACCUAAUGGACGACUCACACAUCGCCUGCUCUGCUCCCUCUGUGCACACGGCAGCAAGGGAGGAGUAUGAGGAGUUGGUGCGGGAGAGGGGCGCGUGGGAGGUGGUGAGGUUGCAUCGGGAGUGGGUGGAGGCGCGGAGGGAGUGGAUGGGACCUGCUCGCAGCACCAUGGAAGCACUUCAGCGCCUCAUGAGCAUGCCGCCUGGUUCUGGUAUGUGGGGACUUAUAAUGGUGCUGCAGUGGAUGCAAUGA
This is a messenger RNA of Closterium sp. Naga37s-1, 2832 nucleotides long. The record is from the annotation of a GenBank genome assembly. NCBI's taxonomy places the organism in Eukaryota, Viridiplantae, Streptophyta, Zygnematophyceae, Desmidiales, Closteriaceae.